Messenger RNA from Pimephales promelas (fathead minnow), 4791 nucleotides. RefSeq names its product transient receptor potential cation channel, subfamily C, member 5a (gene trpc5a). The record is from RefSeq and is a predicted model, not a curated record. Gene Ontology annotation, molecular function: inositol 1,4,5 trisphosphate binding; store-operated calcium channel activity; protein binding. Gene Ontology annotation, cellular component: cation channel complex; plasma membrane. NCBI's taxonomy places the organism in Eukaryota, Metazoa, Chordata, Actinopteri, Cypriniformes, Leuciscidae. Gene Ontology annotation, biological process: calcium ion transmembrane transport; regulation of cytosolic calcium ion concentration.
AUCCCUCAGUCUGACACCAUGACAACCGCAGCGCGCGAACGCUGGAAUUUUUGCUGCUCCCGCGAAGCCCAAUAUGAAGACAAGAUGCCGCCAUACGAGCGCGAGACGCACUUGUUCUCUUGAAAUAUUCUUCGCUCCGCACUUUUGGAAGAAGACGUCGGAGAAUUGCAAAACCACCUGUUUCUAGCGUCCGUCGGCAAUGUGAGUUAAACAGCCUUUCGAUUGGCCAAACCUUAAUAUUUCUGUGCCGUAAGAACUGCGCUGGUUUGAUCACACUAAAAUCAGGAGCGAUGAAAUGCGCAUUGGAGUCAGGGAUGCUCCUCAUGGCGUUAACGCGUGGAGAGCCAACUGGGGCGUGUGUGCAAUGCGUGUUAAUGCAUGUGUGAGAGAGUGAGAAAGGAAAAUAGAGGAAAGAAAAAAGGCUUGUACAUUCGCCGCACGCGCUCUACUGGCUCCAAAUGGGGAAUAUGAGGAUCUUGUGAGGACGCCAAAGAUAAAUAGUAUUCCAGACUCUCCUGCCACACAAGAGGACCACGGAACACCCUCCUCAGAGAGCCCUUGUUUAAUACAAGGUGCGAUUGAAUAUCCAUAGUAAGACGCGUCAGCAGCAUCCAUCAUGAAUCCCAUGUCACAUCUAUACUACAAAAAGAGCAGCUACUCUCCGUACCGGGACCGGAUCCCUCUACAGAUCGUCCGGGCAGAGGUAGAGCUGUCACUAGAGGAGCGAUCAUUUCUUUUGGCCGUGGAAAAAGGCGACUAUGCAGGGGUCCAGCAUGCACUGCGUGAGGCAGAGGUCUAUUACAACAUUGAUGUGAACUGUGUGGAUCCACUAGGCCGCAGCGCGCUGCUAAUUGCUAUUGAGAAUGAGAACCUUGAGGUGAUAGAGCUACUUUUGGGUCACGGAGUGAACACUGGAGAUGCUUUGCUCUACGCCAUCCGCAAAGAAGUGGUGGGAGCCGUGGAGUUACUACUGUCCCACAGGAAACCCAGUGGAGAGAAACAGGUUCCAUCAUUAAUGAUGGACGCCCAGUUUUCUGAGUUCACACCUGACAUCACUCCCAUCAUGCUCGCUGCCCACACAAACAACUAUGAGAUCAUCAAACUCCUCGUCCAACGCAAAGUCACCAUCCCUCGGCCGCACCAGAUCCGCUGUGACUGUGUGGAGUGUGUGUCCAGCUCUGAAGUGGACAGCUUGCGUCACUCUCGGUCCCGUCUCAACAUCUAUAAAGCGCUCGCCAGCCCCUCUCUCAUCGCCCUCUCCAGCGAGGAUCCCAUACUAACCGCCUUUAGAUUGGGCUGGGAACUGAAGGAGCUCAGUAAAGUGGAAAAUGAGUUUCGGCAAGAGUACGAGGAGCUUUCUCAACAGUGUAAGCUCUUUGCUAAAGACCUGCUGGACCAGGCACGUAGCUCCCGUGAGCUGGAGACCAUCCUCAAUCACCGUGAUGACCAAAGCGAGGAGCUGGACCCACGAGAGUGCCGAGACUUGGCCAAACUCAAGCUAGCCAUUAAAUAUCACCAGAAAGAGUUCGUGGCACAGCCAAACUGUCAGCAGCUCUUGGCCACACUAUGGUAUGAUGGAUUUCCUGGCUGGCGUCGUCGUCACUGGGCAGUUAAGCUGGUCAUGUGUUUCAUUAUCGGCCUGCUCUUCCCUGUCUUCUCGCUGGUCUACCUGCUGGCUCCCAAAAGCGCGCUGGGGCUCUUCAUCAAAAAACCCUUCAUUAAAUUUAUCUGCCACACAGCCUCCUACCUCACCUUCCUCUUCCUCCUCCUCCUGGCCUCACAGCACAUUGCACGCACCAACCUACACAUACAGGGCCCUCCGCCCACUGUGGUGGAGUGGAUGAUACUACCUUGGGUGCUGGGCUUCAUAUGGGCUGAGAUUAAGGAGAUGUGGGACGGAGGUUUUAAUGAGUACGUCCAUGACUGGUGGAACCUGAUGGACUUUGCUAUGAAUUCACUGUAUUUGGCCACUAUUUCUUUAAAGAUCGUUGCUUAUGUCAAGCACCUGAUUAACUCAAGGAAUUAUGCAAAUCAGUAUAACAGUUCUCGUCCUCGAGAGGAAUGGGAGAUGUGGCAUCCGACGCUGAUCGCCGAGGCUUUAUUUGCCAUUGCUAACAUCUUCAGCUCGCUUCGGCUCAUCUCCCUCUUCACAGCCAACUCUCAUCUGGGCCCACUGCAGAUUUCUCUGGGCCGUAUGUUGCUGGACAUCCUCAAGUUCCUCUUCAUCUACUGUCUUGUGCUGCUGGCCUUUGCCAACGGACUCAACCAGCUUUACUUCUACUACGAGACCGAGGCAGCAGACGAACCCAACCACUGCAAGGGGAUCCGCUGCGAGAAACAGAACAAUGCAUUCUCUACGUUAUUUGAGACACUUCAGUCUCUGUUCUGGUCGAUAUUUGGCCUCUUGAAUCUUUACGUAACCAAUGUGAAGGCUCGGCACGAGUUUACUGAGUUUGUUGGAGCCACCAUGUUCGGCACCUACAACGUCAUCUCACUGGUGGUUCUCCUCAACAUGCUCAUCGCUAUGAUGAACAACUCCUACCAGCUGAUCGCUGACCAUGCUGACAUCGAAUGGAAGUUUGCUCGGACCAAGCUGUGGAUGAGUUACUUUGAUGAGGGUGGGACACUCCCUCCACCGUUCAAUAUAGUCCCCAGUCCUAAGUCCUUCUGGUACCUGUGUCUGUGGGUACACGGGCGGCUCUGCGGGUCGGAGACUGCUCCACCUGAAGAAAUCCCCCAUAAACACGAGAAUCUGAAGGAGUUUACGGAAAAGCAUGCUGACAGGCUGAUCCAGAAUCAGCAUUAUCAGGAAGUCAUCCGUAGUCUAGUGAAGAGGUACGUGGCGUCCAUGAUCCGCAACGCUAAGACAAACGAAGGGCUGACGGAGGAGAAUUUUAAGGAGCUGAAACAGGACAUUUCCAGCUUUCGCUACGAAGUUUUGGACCUUCUCGGCAACCGAAAGCUGCCCCGGCGUAACUAUUCCUCCAGCAGCGAGGCCACGCUUCGAGACGAGGCCAGCGACGAUGGCGAGGCCUGUUACCACAGCGACGGGAGCAGCGUCGGGGCCAAAGGCGUCUCUUUCAAAACCAUUACGCCUUCAGAUCCGUCGUACGGAGUCUCCGCCCUUUUCCGCUCCAUCUCCGGAAUGGAGGCCUCCCCGACGGAGACGACGGCGGCGGCGGCGGCAUCGUCGUCUGCGUACAGGGAAGGUAAACCAAAGAUCAACGGACUGAGGAAGAAUCCCUCGCCCUCCUCUUCCCUGUCCUCAGUGGCUCCAGCAAGACCUGCACUUUCACGGACUUGGAGGCGCUUUUCACGCUUCUCUAGUUCCAAGAAGAACUCCUUCAGACGGCUCGGGCUGCUGUUCUCACGCAUGAGCAGCCACAUCCCGCAGGCCGCAGGUGUCACUGCUGCAACAUACACUAUCUCAGAUGGAUUGCUUCACCCGCCGGGAGCCUGGCAGGACUUGGGCUUCACCAGAGGCGAUGGUCCGGUCACCCGCAGCGAGACCAACCUUCAUCAGGUGGACGUGGCCGCUUUAAAUGAGGGCGACGACAGUGUUGCAAUGCCAACCAGACAGAGAGCUAACGGGAGGGAUGUUUUACUGACACUAGGACCUCUGUGUCCACCUUCUUCCCUGCACUGUGCUUCCAGUUUCUCCGCCUCCAGCUCCCGCCUCCUGGACUCAAACGAGGACGUGUUCCAGGGGUUGGUCGGGCCCUGCGGCGGACGAACGCCAGACUCGUCCCGCUGGGUGACGGAACAGGACGAUUCGGUGACCACACAGCUAUAGUAUUGCUAGUCUAUACUGUACAGCACUUUGAUAAUAACAAUAAUCAGUGAUGAUAUCAAUAACUAUUACCUUAACAACAACCGAUUCUUGUUUGUUCUUUUGUUUGCUGCUGCAAUAUUUUUCAUUUCUCUCUGAGAUUUAACCAAAUCGAAAGUCAUUUACAAGACGGAUGGGGUGAGUAAAGAAAAUGAUGACAGAGAUUCAGAAAGAGACAGAAAAGUGCCAUAAUCAGCAAAGCAGACAAACUCAUUUUUGACCCUGGACUCAUUUUUGUGUCAUUUUCAUUGCAUCAUAUCGUCAAAGGGAUAGUUCACCCAAAAAUCAGUCCGUUUCAAAAACAAAUACAAAACCUGUCCUAAUUGGAAGAAAUCAAGUUUGAAAAAGAUUGAAUCCAAUAUUUGGUGAUAAUAUAGCAUAGCGAUAGAUUUAUAAGCUAUUUUUUUUAUGCCGGGCGGUCAUUUUUUGACCGGGAACACCACAAGUGUGGCUUUGUUCCAUUUUGUACAAGUGUAAUACUACAAGUGUAACAAGGUGGGGGAAAACAUCUCCAAAAAAGUACAAACAUUAUCCCCCCCCAAAAUUGGGAAGAAGUAAUAUUCUGUGUGAAUGAAGUCAGUAAGUUUUAUUCUAACGCGACAACAUUAAAGGUACAAUAUGCAAGAUUGUUUUCGCCACCAGGGGUCGCUUUUAUGGAUGAGUGAAUACAUUGAUGUUAUUAACUUGACUGUAGUAUGAAGCAGAGCGCGCUUGCUAGACGAAUACCAGCGCCACACGCAACGCGAGUCCUGCGGAUAUAAAGACAUUUAAUUCUACCGAACUACUCGCUGAAUUACUCACACAGGUCAGUUUAUUAGAGGAAUUAAACUUGAGGUAACGCAGCGCUGUUGAGGUAACGCACUAUCACUCUAAACGGCAUUGAAUGUUAGUUAGGUUGUUUGUUGGCUGUAUGAGACUAAGCUAGAUUAACAUUAGAGAAUAACAUUCUGAUAAUAUUCUAA